Messenger RNA from Ctenopharyngodon idella (grass carp), 2186 nucleotides. RefSeq names its product olfactomedin-4-like. The transcript is spliced from 5 exons. NCBI's taxonomy places the organism in Eukaryota, Metazoa, Chordata, Actinopteri, Cypriniformes, Xenocyprididae. Gene Ontology annotation, biological process: signal transduction. The record is from RefSeq and is a predicted model, not a curated record. The coding region runs from base 136 to 1611 and encodes 491 amino acids.
AGAAAGUGAGGCAAAACAAAGUUGAAAGUUUGAAAGUUUGUCAGUUCAUGAUACAAUUUUCCAAUACUCAUGGACCUGCUAAAGGUGUUCACAAAGAUAAGAUGAAGAUUGCAACAAACUGUUCCACCCAAAGAAAUGAAGAAAUCAUUAUUUCACAAUAACGAUAUUAAAACUCUGUUGCUGCUACCAAACAUAGUUUAUUAUGAGGUCCCCUUUCUACCUUCAGACAUGGGUCAGUCUAAUAUAUUCAUUUUGUUGAUCCUCAUUCCUCUAACUUUCACUCAGUCAGUGAAAGGGAAGGUAUGUGUGUGCGAUCUAAAAAAUUCAGAUCCUGCUUUCCCUAUGAAUAAACUAAUGAAAGUAGAGACCUCUGCCUUACAAUGCACUGGGACCAUCACUUCACAAAAGAUGACAGAAUUAGACAGGCUUGUGCUGGGUCUACAACAACGCAUCAAGCAGCUAGAGGACAACGUGGUCAUGCUAGAAAAGGAGGAUGACAGGAAUCUAUACGGGGCCGUGUCUCUGCGCAUCAUUGAGUUAGAGAUCGCCGAGAUUCAGGACCUCUUCAACAAACUCAACAGUACCACCAAAAAUUACCAGCAUCUCAGUUUACAGACUGCAGCUCAGCUUGAUGAAAUGAAAAACACAAUGGAGGAGCUGGAGAAGUUUGACAACGUGCAGGUGAUAAAGAAAGAACGAGAGAACCAGCGCAUUAAGAGGGAGCUGGAACAGUGUAAAGAAGAGAUCAAGGCUACAGCACCACCUCCUACAGUUCCCCCAGCCCGUUGUGGUCUGGGUCGUAUGGUCAGUGUGGUGGGACCUAGAACGUAUUCCCUCACGGUAUACAGCACCUCCUAUCCUUACGGUGCUUGGGGUCGAGAUGCAAAUCCUGCUCGAGGAGACGAGAACAAGUACUGGCUGGUUGUGUUGUUGUUGAGUAAUGUAUAUGGCCACUUUGUCCGCCAGUACAAUACAUUGAGUACUCUUUUAAUAGGUAUAGGACAAACAGAUACAUAUAUAUCAAGCUCCAACCCAACAACAAACACAAUUCAGGGCCCAAACAUGGUCAUGUACGGCAAUGCGCUCUACUAUAACUGUUACAACACAUACUCUGUCUGUCAGUUCAACAUGACGACUCGUUCUGUCAGUACUGUGGCUUUACCUAAAGAUGCAGGUUACAACAACAAGUUACCAUUCGGACACCUCGCCGCAGCAUACAGCUAUACAGAUAUGGAUUUUGCCACAGAUGAAUCAGGCGUCUAUGUUAUAUACGCGUCCACAAGCAACUUCGGAAAUGUGAUUAUCACUAAAGUUCAAACUAGCAACCCGCCUGUUUUGGGCCAAACUUGGACCACCUCUUUGUACAAGGGGACCGUCACAAACACCUUCAUGGUGUGUGGUGUGCUUUAUGCUACUCGUUACCUGGAUAAAGAAACAGAAGAGAUCUUUUACUCUUAUGACACCAAAACAAAAGAAGAGCGCUUUGAUUUGAAAAUUAAUAUUAAGAAGAUGCAGACUAAUAUUCAGUUUCUAAACUAUGACCCCAGAGAUCAUCUGCUGUAUGUCUACAGUGAUGCCUACAUUCUAACUUAUGAGCUCAUUUUUCAGUAAAUCUCCAAUUAUUUGAGACUUAAGUAUGACUGCAUCCCAUUUCACAUACUGUCUGUACUAAAUAGUAUGCAAGAUUAGAAUUAGUACAUUACAAAUUAUUCUACAUAUCGUAAAGAUAGUACAGUAGAUCGAAAAUUUACGUGUGUAUUUGCAGGGUUUUUAAGCAUAAACCCAAUUAAUUUUAAGAUAAUUAAGUUAAAUGCUAAUGCUUUCAAAGGGUUUGUGGUAUCAAUAAAAUUUGGUCCCACUUUAUAUUAGGUGUCUUUAACUACUAUGUACUAACAUUUAAAUUAAUCAUUUGAUACAAUACACUUACUGUGUACAUACAUGUUUUUACAUUGUACUUAUAUUUUAAAAAUACCUGCAUGUGAUUACAGCUGUAAUUAAUUUCUGUAAUUACAUUUAUAAUUACCCUGUUGACCCUUCCCUUACAAUUUAACCCUUCCUUAAACCAACCCACACCACCAAACCUGUCCGUAACCUUACCCGUGUCUCACCUCAGUAGCAGCAAAAGUGUUUUGCAAUACAAUAUGAACACAGUAAGUACAUUGUACUAAUUUUUUGAUGCAAGUACA